UUAGUACAAUGGUGGAAGCUUUAUAUUUCAUCUCUUUUGGUCGACAAUGCAUGGCUGAGUACACAUAAAACCGAUAUUUUAAAAAUUAUCAUUUUAAUAUAGGUAGCACUUUUGUGAAGACACCUACGCAAAUAUUUGCAAAAGGAAGAUAAAAUCUUACCUACGCUGGACGCAUAUUUAAAUAAAACAAGGAUUAACCGGUAAACCGUUAAUAAUAACUACAUUCUACAAGAGAAAACGAUUGUUUGUGAGAACAAUUUAUGUGGGAAAAAGCACGUGCUAAAGCAAAUUAGCUUUCAGUUUCAAUAAAAACAGCCGAAUGUGGAUGUUUGAAGUUGCAAACGUCAUUUAUCAAGAUGAGUAACGGUGUCCUUCAUUCGAAGCAGACAACGCAGACAAACGGAGGCGCUAAUGGCGCGUUUUACUUCGGAUUCCAGGGGGAGUCUGUGACCGGAUGUGGAAACGGCUCUUCCGGUAAGAUGUAUCAGGACAGCUCCUCUCGGACCUCUUACCAGAAUGGAUUCAUACGCAACAAGGAGUACGGGGACUUUGACACUAUCCCAUCCCCAACGAAAGCAGACGGCGUUCCCUCAAGUAUUCCCGCCCAGAUGGCGCGACAGACUAGCAGAAGCAGUACCAGACCCACAGAAAGGUUCAUACCGGAACGCGAGAUCGAGAUUCCAAAAGACGGCAGUCUGCACGAGUUCUCGGCAGACGACAUGUCCACGUUCUUACGUCACAUGGGCGUCGAGGAGCGCAUCGUUACGCACGUGCACUCGAAGGGACUCGAUGGUAGAAAGUUCUCGAAAUUUAAAGACUCGGACCUCGAGAGGCUAUCCAUGAAAAAUCCAAUCAUUUGCCAUUUCCGGGAUAAAAGCAUCCGAGAAAAGGGCGGGAAAAAGAAGAUACCGUUUCUUCUGUAACUUCAACCGACGCAGUUAUGUGCCCUUAGUGACGUGUUCAGUGUGAUAUGACACGAAAGAUAUCUUAUUCAAUCAUGUAAAUGUAACGUUUUGACUGACCAUUUAUUACCUUCUUGUUAAACUGUUGAUAUUAAAUGUUUGUGCACAUAUUCUGAGCUCACUGCACAUUGUCAGGCCUGUUUAUUGUACAUAUAAGCAUGCACCCAUUCAUGCAUCUUAUGAGGGCAAAAAAAGACAAUGUUUAAUUGCGAAUUGCCACCUUAGUGGCCAAGUGUAUGUCUGCUUAUUUAUUAAGGUAAGCCCUUGUAAUUCUUAUUAGGCACUAAGCAAAUGUGACUUAAACAAUGGUAUUUUGCAGACGCUUACAAGGUCUAUAAAAACAAGUUGCAUCUUACAUUUUGAGUUCAAGCAUACCGACACCGCUAGUCUGUGGCGUUACGAAUGUAAUACAACUCACAAAUAAAAAACACACACCUGAAAAUGUAGGACCGUGAGGAACAAUGAAUUAGUGCAUUAUUAAACAUGUUUGCAUUUAUAAUGGCUACCCAUCCGUUAUGUCUUCUUAAUGUCCAUAUUUAUCUACUUUAUCAAAACACUUUGAAAAAGCACAUAAAGUACUUUCGCUAUACGAACACUAUUUCAAAUUAAGAUGAUUGAUAGCAGAUGAUUUGUUGCUCAUUUUUGUUAUGUCUCAAAAUACGCGUAUAAAUGUAUGUUAUACAUAACCGUUCAAUGUUAGUACACAGACAAUCCUUUUUAAUAUAGUGUACUUGUUAUUAUUUGAAGAUGUGUGCGUUUUCGGACUUUUUGUAGUGCUAGAUAUACAUAUAUUUGAAAUGAACAUUUUUUUAUAAUUUAAAACUAUGUAUUUAAGCUCUUUUGCAUUGAAAACUAAGGCUUAUUGAAACUCUCUCGAGUCUGUUUCCCGACUCCGUUUCCUGGGUAGACCCAGUAAUUGGUAUCUUUGUGGGAAAUCGAAAGAAAGCUCUCACAAUGGGGUUUGAACCGGUUUGUACCAUAAUAUAGAGAGGUGCAUGUAACAUAGAUAUUAGCCAAUACAGAGAAUGUAUCUCCAGAUAUAACUUUUUGACAAAAACUGGAAAAUACUACUAGUCUUGCGAUAAAAUUGAAAUUCAAUUAGAUAAUAAGGGGAAUGUCUGUAUAAAUAUAACAUUGAAAAUAUAUGGACUGUUUUGUCUAUAGAUAAUGUAUAAUAUUAUUGUGCAACAUCACGGGUAAAAAGGUUGAAUAUAGCUAGUACCAGAAUUCUAAUUUGAGUAUUUAGCUCUUUAUUUAUAUAGGCAAAAUCUGGAAUGUUACAUCAUUUUGAAACGUUUAGUUGUUAACUGACUAGAUCUCAAAGUAUAUCAGAUAUUACUGCCAAUAACUGUGAGAGCUGAGUGAAAGCUACAGAUAAAUGGAGAGGUUGGUGAGAACUGAAUAUUGGACAUUCCCCUGGCUUAAUUUGUGUCUCACUGACGAGUUUUGACACAACCAAUCAAAAAAGUGCUCUAUGAGUAAGUGAUUGUGCAAAUGAAUGUUAAGAUAAAUCGUCUUCAUCAUCAUCAUCUUCAUCAUCAUCAUAUUCUUUUUCAUCAAGUUUAUCAUUGUCAAUAUUAUCAUCUCAUAAUUCUCUUUCAAAUGCUUAUGAUGAAUAUGCGUUUUCAUCGUCAAUAUUGUCCGCUGAUAUGUAUAUGUGAACUUGUAUAUCUAUUAAAAGAUGUGUUAUACUAUGUUAUAAAUAUUAAUCAAAUAAAUAUUUAUAUAAG
This is a messenger RNA of Dreissena polymorpha, 2692 nucleotides long. RefSeq lists its product as uncharacterized. The transcript has 3 exons. The record is from RefSeq and is a predicted model, not a curated record. The coding region runs from base 357 to 923 and encodes 188 amino acids. Lineage: Eukaryota; Metazoa; Mollusca; Bivalvia; Myida; Dreissenidae.